AUGUCGGACUCUGUAGAUCGUGUAUUCGUUCAUGCCCUAAAUACCGUCAAGAGAAUCCCCCGGACGGGCACGGCGCGCCCGCCCGCGGCGGAAAGGUUGAUGCUCUAUGGCUUAUACAAACAGAGCAUGGAGGGGGAUGUGGAGGGCGUUAUGGAUCGACCGAUUGGGAUUUCCCCGGAGGUGCAAGCAGAGUGUGAGAAAUGGGAUGCAUGGUAUUCGCAUCGCGACCUGUCGCGCACUGAAGCUAAACGUCGCUAUAUCUCUACUCUUAUUGAUACGAUGCAUGCAUAUGCAUCGCAAACACCCGAGGCUCGCGAACUCGUCGGCGAGCUCGAGUUUGUAUGGGACCAAAUCAAAAAUAAUGCUACUUCGUCGUCAUCGUCAGGACCUUUAAACGCCGUUGGCGUGCCGCCCUUAUCUCGAUACCAAGGCAGUUCGUAUGGGAGUAUUGGAGGGCGGCUAGAUGGGUUAGUAGACCAGUAUGAUAGGCCGAGUUCGCGAUAUGGCGGCCAGAAUUCACAACUACGAGUGCUCAGCCCCGUCAGUCAGCCGGAGGAAGAAGAUUACUACCGGCACCGACGACGGCGGGCGGGCCAUGACAAUGAAGACGAGGAACAUGUCGAUGACGAAGACGAGGAUGAAGACGAAGAGUAUGAAGAAGCCCGUGACAGUCUCUACGAAGAUCAAGAUGAAGAUCAAGAUGAAGACAACCUCAGCACCCAAACCGGCACAGACCACGCCUCCCAUCAACAUAAACAUACAUCAUCCAAAGCCAGCACCCACUCCCGCUGUAAUUCCCACAACCAACAUAAUACACGAAGUGGCCCCUGGCGCCGCAGAGUCGAGCAGGCCUUGACCAAGAUGACCGCUGAAAUCGCCGCAAUGCGCGAGCAGUUGGAAGUCCGCACAUUAACACAUCGUCGGCGGUCAGGUAUCCUGGCCUGGCUUAAGUGGAUUCUCUGGGCGUCAAUGCGCCAGUUCGCCUGGGAUCUUGUUAUGCUAGGCAUGCUACUCAUCUUAAUGCGGAUCCGUGGAGAUCGGCGGCUUGAGCAGCGCUUGCGCAUAGGCUGGUCAGAGUUCAAGGCACGGCUGGGCCGUUUUAAUAGCCUCGGCCGAGUACCAUAG
Penicillium taxi is the source of this 1125-nucleotide messenger RNA. RefSeq names its product acyl-CoA-binding domain-containing protein. Gene Ontology annotation, molecular function: fatty-acyl-CoA binding. Gene Ontology annotation, biological process: fatty acid metabolic process. Bases 1 to 1125 code for a protein of 374 amino acids. NCBI's taxonomy places the organism in Eukaryota, Fungi, Ascomycota, Eurotiomycetes, Eurotiales, Aspergillaceae. The record is from RefSeq and is a predicted model, not a curated record. The transcript has 4 exons.